Messenger RNA from Arabidopsis arenosa, 931 nucleotides. The record is from the annotation of a GenBank genome assembly. Lineage: Eukaryota; Viridiplantae; Streptophyta; Magnoliopsida; Brassicales; Brassicaceae.
GAAGAAGACAUUAAUGGUGAGAUAAAAAUCUUUCGACGGCUAAGAAAAUGUUAGUGUUGCAGAGCCACCAAUGUCUCUUCACUCUCCCUCACCGUCUCCGUCCGACGCGUCUUAUCUCUCCAAUCCAUUCGCUCUCUUCCAUUACCAGGAUCCGACCCGAUAGAAUCCGGGUAUCCGUCGUUAAAGAAAUCACCGAUGUGGCGGAGGUGGAAGAAGAUGGUCCAAUUGAGCUUCCUCCGUCGUCCACAUCUCCGUUUUCGUCUACCAACUCAAUUUUCGCCACUUCCGAUGACCCUACUCCUCUCCAGUUAGCCACCAGUGUGCUUCUAACCGGUGCCAUCACUGUCUUCCUCAUCCGCUCGGUUCGACGGCGCGCUAAACGCGCCAAAGAGCUGAGAUUUAGAUCUACUGGAGCAAAGAAAUCGUUGAAAGAAGAGGCAAUGGAUAAUCUGAAAGCGUUAAGUUCAACUCCGAUAGAAGGUGGUAAUUCAACUCCAUCGGCGGCUCAGGCGUUUCUUGGUGCGAUAGCUGCAGGAGUCAUUGCUCUCAUUCUUUACAAAUUCACUGUUACAGUUGAAUCAGGACUCAAUCGUCAGACUAUCUCUGAUAACUUCUCGGUUAGGCAAAUCACAGUCACCGUAAGGACUAUCAUCAACGGUAUAUGCUAUCUAGCAACAUUUGUUUUCGGUCUCAACGCGAUUGGACUUCUCCUUUACUCUGGUCAAUUAGCCUUCAAUGAAGAUUCUGAUGAAGACAUGAAGGCCACAACACAACCUGGAGACUCAUCAGGUGACAACAGUGAAGUAAAUAAAAGCAAUGAGGAUCAAAGUUGAGGUGAUUGAUUAGUCCGGUCUUUGUAUUUGUACUAUGAAACAUGUAUUAAUAAUAUCAUAUUCAUGUAGCCAACUAUGUAUAAAAUUGUUUUCUUCUU